AUGAGUUUGACCCAAGAACAAAAGAACAUCAUCACGGCUACAGUACCAGUGGUGGCCGAACAUGGUCUUACUGUUACGCAAACGUUCUAUCGAAAACUACUGACCGACUACCCCGACCUGAAGAACCUUUUCUCACAUUCUGCCCAGAUAACAUCCCACCAAGCUUCCGCGCUUGCGGCAUCGGUACACGCAUAUGCUGCAAACAUCAAUGAUCUGACGCCCAUCUUGCCUGUGGUCGAACGCAUAAACCAAAAGCACGCCAGUUUGAAUAUUACGCCAGAGCAAUACGAUAUAGUCGGAACAGGGCUAUUGGCAGCAUUCAAGGAAGUGCUUGGAGAUGUGUUCACCGACGAGGUUCGUGACGCGUGGGCGGCUGCCUAUAACCAGUUGGCACAGAUUAUGAUUAAAAGGGAAGAGUCAGUUAUGAGCGAACACGACAGCCAAGCCGGAGGUUGGCGAGGCUGGCGGGAGAUGAAGAUUGUAAGAAAGGUGUCUGAGAGCAGCGAGGUCAUGAGCUUCUAUCUCGUGCCAACAGAUGGUAAAGAGCUCCCAACCUUCAAACCUGGACAGUAUGUGAGCGUCCGCGUCAACGUCUCGGGUUUGGGCUACAAGCAAUGUCGCCAGUACAGUUUGUCCGAUGCGCCUCCAGGGUAUACUGCGCACGGACUCGCCAAUGGAGUACCACAGCACAACAGCCAUGCAUGCGAUAACAACUUCCGCAUCACUGUCAAGCGCGAUGCGGGUGUUGAUUUGGCAGAUCACAAUGCGCGACACCACCCAGGCUUCGUCAGCAACCUGCUACACAACAAGUACAAGGAAGGAGACACGAUCGAGAUCACCCAUCCAGCAGGCGAGUUUGUCCUCGAGUCAAAUGGAGUAGCAACGAAUCCAGUCGUUCUCAUCUCAGCUGGUGUCGGCAUCACACCCGUUAUGUCGAUGCUCAACAGCAUCACCGCAUCCGCAGCUGACGAUCGUCUGAUUUCGUGGAUCCAUGUUGCUAAAAACAAGAAUGUUGACCCAUUUGUUCACGACAUCAAGAAUAUUGCCUCACAGCACAAGGACUUACAUUGCAAAGUCUUUCAUUCUACUCCGCUUCCAGGUGAGCAUGAUGGUGAAGACUUUGACCUCAAAGGACGGCUGGAUUUGAGCUCGGUGGUCAACGAGCUUUAUCUCAAGGACAACAGCACAGACUACUACAUCUGUGGUCCUAAUCCCUUCAUGGCGGAGUGUGGCAGAUUCCUGAAAGAACACGAUGUACAGACAGGGAGAAUUCAUAUGGAAGUUUUCGGCUCAGGCGGUUACGAGCUGCUUGCAUAG
This is a messenger RNA of Lithohypha guttulata, 1317 nucleotides long. It is a transcript of the gene YHB1, whose product is annotated as Nitric oxide oxidoreductase. The coding region runs from base 1 to 1317 and encodes 438 amino acids. Gene Ontology annotation, cellular component: intracellular anatomical structure. The transcript has a single exon. NCBI's taxonomy places the organism in Eukaryota, Fungi, Ascomycota, Eurotiomycetes, Chaetothyriales, Trichomeriaceae. Gene Ontology annotation, molecular function: nitric oxide dioxygenase [NAD(P)H] activity; heme binding; FAD binding. The record is from RefSeq and is a predicted model, not a curated record. Gene Ontology annotation, biological process: nitric oxide catabolic process; cellular response to nitrosative stress.